GUCCGAGAGGGAGGGAGAACGAGCUCUACGUCAACGCUAGCAAAGUCCGUUAUUAAAAUAUAAAGCUAAGUUUAUUAAUUCCGCGUCUUGUCUGGGAAUAUUUUAGCAGUUUGACCGGUUGGAAUAAUUUGACUGUUAUUAAGGUCACUGAAGAUGCCUACUGUGAAGUAUCAAAAGGAUGAAACAGUGAUGGGCCGCUGGCCAGGCAGCAGUCUCUAUUAUCAGGUCAAGGUCGUGGGCUUUGAUUCGAAAAGCCAGCUCUACACCGUCAUCUACAAGGAUGGUACCGAGUUGGAGCUGAAGGAGCAAGACAUAAGGAGCGCUGCCGGUUUCCAGCUCCGAUCUCGCUCCCGUUCCCGUUCUCGAUCACCAGGACGCCGUCGCAGCCGCUCACGCUCCCCGGCAAGGACCACACGGCGCUCAUCUUCCCGCACAGCAGCGGCCGUAGCUGCAGCAGCAAUAACAGAGAGUGCAAAAGAGUCCUCCCGCAAGGACGCAAAGGUCAAGGACACACCGGAAGCAGAUCUUAGCUCUGUGCAGACAAAGGAAGCAGAGAACAAUAGCAACAAUAAGCAUGAAAAGAAAGAGGAGAAUAACACUGCAAACAAAGUAAACGAGAAGCCUGAGGCCAAGGUCGAUGCAGAACCAGAGAAGAACCAGGGCCGUUACAAUCUGCGCCGCAGGAAGGAUGAUGGAGACGCUAAACCAGUGGAGACCAAAGCUGAGGAGCCGGAGGAGAAAGAGGCCAAACCGGCUCCAGCUCCAACUGUCGCCACCACACUGGACUUUGGAGGGAAAAUAGGAGCGUACUUCUGGCUGCUCUUCCUCCCUGCCUGGGUCCUCUUCCUGCUGCUCCAGGUGAACAUGGAGGACCCUAGUCUGGUAAACUUCCCUCCUCCUCUGCCCCCACUGGAGACCUUGUGGGACACCCAGGCCUUUGGGAUCGUCAUCCUCUGGAUCUUAUUCCAAGCCCUGCUCUAUGUCCUACCUGUUGGGAAGGUGAGUGAGCUGAGUGAGGGUAUGCCACUGAGGACUGGAGAGCGUCUGAAGUACAGAACCAAUGGUUUCUUUGCCAUUGUGGUGAGUGCUUUGGUUGCGGUAGCAGCAGUGUAUCAGGGUAUCGAUCUUACCUAUAUACACAGCAACUUCCUGCAGCUCUCUGUGGCCACCUUCCUCAUUUCCGUCCUGCUCAGUAUCUACCUGUAUAUACGCUCUCGCUAUGUGUCCGCUGACCAGCUGGCUUUGGGAGGAAACUCUGGAAAUGUGGUUUAUGACUUCUUCAAAGGACGUGAACUGAACCCACGCAUCAAAAAUUUUGAUCUGAAGUUUUUCUGUGAGAUGCGUCCUGGUCUGAUUGGCUGGUGUCUGAUCAACUUUGCGAUGGCACUAGCAGAGAUGAAGCAACAGGGUCUGGAUGCUCCAUCCUACGCCAUGAUCCUGGUCAACGUCUUCCAGCUGCUCUAUGUGGUGGACGGACUCUGGAAUGAGGAAGCCAUCCUGACCACCAUGGACUUGAUGCACGAUGGUUUUGGCUUCAUGUUGGCCUUUGGUGAUCUGGUUUGGGUUCCCUUCACUUACACCCUGCAGGCCUAUUACUUGGUCAGCCACCCAAACCCCCUGAGCCCCCUUGUGGUUGCACUUAUCGUUACACUCAAACUCGUCGGCUUCUACAUCUUCAGGAAAUCCAACUCUGAGAAGAAUGCCUUCAGGAGAAACCCAUCAGACCCCACAUUGUCCUACCUGAAAACCAUCCCCACGGCUACAGGAAAGAGUCUGCUGGUGUCUGGCUGGUGGGGUGUAGUCCGUCACCCCAAUUAUCUGGGAGACCUCAUCAUGGCUCUGGCCUGGUCUCUACCCUGUGGCUUCAGCCACCUCCUGCCCUGGUACUACAUGAUCUACUUUAUCAUCCUGCUCGUGCACAGAGACUCUCGUGACAUGAGCAACUGCAGAAGAAAGUACGGCUCAGCGUGGGACGAGUACUGCCGGACUGUUCGCUACCGGAUCAUUCCCCGUGUUUACUAAGGAACCCGACGCUGGACACUCCCAAGCUGAGGCCUUUGGUUUUCUUCUUUUUUUUAAAUUAAUGAAAUGUUACAGAUGUGGAGGCUCAAAAACCUAAAUCUGAAUCAGCAGAAUUUGAAUUUUAGAGUUUAGAAAAAGACCGUUUUUAAUCAUGAUUCUGGACUGAAGGAACUGCUUUACAGUUUAGGAAUUUUUCAGUGGAAGAAAAAAAAAACACUUGUUGAUAUGGACUGAAGAACUGCCUUUUAGUAAGAAAAUACUUUAAAAAAAAUACUUGAAAAGUUUUUAAAAUGGGGGGGAAAGCAAGAAAAAAAAGCCUCUGUUAGGAAUGUCUUGUUAGGAUGUAUAUUUUUGUAUAUAUACAUUGUUUUUAUACUUUCACAAUAUUUUGCCAUUUACAUAAUCUUUGGUAAGUUUGACUUUUUGCUCCCAUAUUCAAAACGCAACAAUAUCAGCUUGGCUACCAUGAAUAAUUUUUGUAAGUAAGCCUUCCAACUAUAACUAUACUGCUUCUGUAUAUUGUGAAGGAUGGGAUUAAAAUGUUUUUUCUUUUUUUAAUGUGUACAGUGGAACUAGGACUCUUGUUCUUUCUCAGGACCCAGGACUUUGUCAGAAUGAUGAGUUAGAAAAGCUUUGUCGAAAUCAUUUUGUUGUGUAUAAUUUUAUAGAGAAUGCUAGUUUUGACUUGAGCGUGUAAAAUGAUUUUGGAGGUUUUGAGAGAAAGAAAUGCACUAAUGCUUUCAUGCAUUAUAUUUUCUUUUACAUGAUCCUUUCUAAAAGUGUUUUUUUUAAUUUGGCUUUACUACCUCAGGUUCACUCACUGUCUAAUUACUCCUCUGGGAUGCAGCGUGUGAAGUCACUGCCCAACAGAGGAAGUUUAUUUGGUACAAACAGCACCAUUUUAUGUAACAAGCUUUGAAGAGCCCACCUUCUACACUGUUUCACUCUGACGGUGCUGGAGCAUACUCCCAUAUUAGGAACUGGCUGGUAGUUUGUCACCACAUCAAUUUGACUUUUCUCAAUUUUAAAGCUUUAACCUGCCAGGUCAUGUGACAUUUCAGUGAAGUUUAUACUGUGACAACAUGAAGAGCUGUUGAUUGUGUAAGCAUUUAAAACCUGUGCAUUUGCAAACCCAAAAAAAAGUAUUUUUAAGCCUGUGCAGCUGUAGAUGAGCGUACGUAGCAAUACAGUACCUAGCUUAGGUAGCAUUUUCUUUAUGCUGUGCCGACUGAAUGCCAUGUAAAUAUGUUUGUUUUUUUUAAUCAUGUUAUUUUUGAGUAAAGGAAGCAACAGUAGCAGUAAUAGUAAUAUUUCUGAGUUGAUAUUUAAUGUUGCUUUUUUAUUUGGGGUUUUAAUUUAAUAUCUAAUUUUGACCACUGUAGCUAUGUUUACACCUGGAUCUGCCAUGUACUUGGACAAUAUUCCAAAGUCUGAUCAAAUAAAUGUGAAAUUGGUCUCAGAAAACACUUGUCUGAUGAGAGAGAAUGAAAAACAUAUUUGAGAUGUCACCCUCCUGUAUGCUCCGGGACAUUAUUACGUUUUCUUUUUAUUUAAAUUUGCUACUUCUCUCCUGGUGUUGGCAGUUUGUAAGUGAAAGCAAUAAGCUGAAUGAAUGGGAAAUAAAUAGGCUGUCAGUGAACAUGACACGUCUGUGACAGUGGCUGGAAAAAAGCCUCUCUGUACACUUUUGCAGAAUAAAAUAAAGAUUUACAAUAUUUCCUU
Messenger RNA from Sphaeramia orbicularis (orbiculate cardinalfish), 3744 nucleotides. It is a transcript of the gene lbr, whose product is annotated as lamin B receptor. The transcript is spliced from 14 exons. Gene Ontology annotation, molecular function: Delta14-sterol reductase activity. NCBI's taxonomy places the organism in Eukaryota, Metazoa, Chordata, Actinopteri, Kurtiformes, Apogonidae. The coding region runs from base 154 to 2022 and encodes 622 amino acids. The record is from RefSeq and is a predicted model, not a curated record. Gene Ontology annotation, cellular component: nuclear inner membrane. Gene Ontology annotation, biological process: cholesterol biosynthetic process.